CAAUAACAGACCGCGGUAACAGCGGUUUAUCAAUUAGUUAUUUACUUCAAAGUUUGCCAACAUUGUAAGCAAAAGGUGCAAAAUCCUAGCUGAAAAUGUCUUCAUUAGGAGAUUCGGUUGGUUAUCUAAUUUUUGGCAAUCCAAUUAGCCAAGCGCUAUUAUCAACUGCGGCGGGUGUGAUUAAAAGCACAGAAGCGCUUUUGCCACGUAAAUUGCCGGCACCCAAGGCAACUUUAUCUGCGCCUCCACCGCCACCUGUGCGCUUACCAUUGUGGGAGUUAGCUGGCAGGCAAUACAACUUCGUACGUCUAGCAGGUUUAUUUGGUGCAAGUGCUGUGAUAAUGGGUGCCUAUGGCAAACAUAUUUUUGCAAAAUUUCCCAAUUCUGAAGAUAAAAUAGAGGCUAAGACGGUUUUUGAAACAGCGAAUCGUUUCCAUUUUCUUCAUUCAUUUGCACUUUUAGCGAUGCCGCUGGUGCGCAAACCGUUAUUGACCGGCUCCUUGAUGACCGUGGGCACUAUACUGUUUAGCAGUGUACUCUACCAUCGCGCUUUGACUGGCGACCGAACUUACAUACCGGUGGCAACAUGUGGUGGCUUUUGCCUUAUCGUGGCUUGGCUGUCGCUAAUCUUUUAAGGCUAUGUAUUGUUGAUUGAUAUCAUUCAUUUAUUGUCGUUUGUUGCAUAUACGCUAGUAUAAAAACAAAAAAUGUAUAUUUACUUAACUAUCCAUGCAAUUGUGAGCGAUGAGAAAUUUGCGUGAGCACAAAAACAAAGAUAAUUAAUUACAUAUGGAUAUUGCAUAUCGUUUUGGCAUUAAUUGUUAAGAUUUUCGAAUAAAUAAUUUAUUUAUGGCAAAGUUCUUUAAAUAAAUUGUUUUAGUGUUAUUAAUUAUUACUUCUAAUUUAUUUAUUUAUUUAACGCUCUAAAUUUGGCAUCGCGCACAUUAGUAUGGGUGCACAGCGUAAAUUACAUUUAAUUAAUGUUUUUUUUUUAGAUUCUUUGAGAUUAUUAUUUUUUAUUUAAUUCUUUSUUAUCAC
Bactrocera latifrons is the source of this 1038-nucleotide messenger RNA. RefSeq names its product transmembrane protein 256 homolog. The record is from RefSeq and is a predicted model, not a curated record. NCBI's taxonomy places the organism in Eukaryota, Metazoa, Arthropoda, Insecta, Diptera, Tephritidae. Bases 96 to 635 code for a protein of 179 amino acids. The transcript has 3 exons.